Messenger RNA from Dentiscutata heterogama, 852 nucleotides. NCBI's taxonomy places the organism in Eukaryota, Fungi, Glomeromycota, Glomeromycetes, Diversisporales, Gigasporaceae. The record is from the annotation of a GenBank genome assembly.
UCAUAUGAUUUAUAUUACAACCUUCUUGUUUUAGUACCAAAUAGUGAAAAUGAAGGAACUGAUUUAAGCCGUAAAGAUUAUGAUGAGCUUAUAAGACUUGGUUCUUACUAUUAUUUUCGUUUUAUUGACAUAAAAGAGAUUAAUCGUGUCCAUUGGAAGUCAAACCAAUAUAUUUGGGAUCGUUUUAAGGAAGUGUCGACUAAAAUUCGUGUCUGGGAAAUCGAAGAUUAUGAGCUCGUCGGAUUUUUAGAUGCAGAUAUGUGUGUUAUACGUAACAUGGAUGAACUUCUAGAGUUAGAUUUGGAUGAAAAUACAAUUGCAGCAUGUCAUGCAUGUACAUGCAAUCCACUUAAAAAUCCCUCGUAUCCUAAAAGUUGGACUCCAGAAAGUUGUGCUUACACGAAAGGACCAAUUUAUCCGGGGUCUACUAAUAUGGCACCAAUCACUAAUUCUGAAAGUUAUUUUAACUCUGGAAUGAUGAUAUUACGCCCUUCUAAAACGAAAUUUAAUGAAAUAUUUAAUCAUAUAAAAAAUCAUGAGAACCCCGAGAAAAUAACAUUUAUAGACCAGGAUCUUCUUAAUGAAGUUUUCAAGGGUAAAUGGGUAGGGCUUCCCUACAUUUAUAACGCAUUAAAGACAUUGCGCAAGUAUCAUUCGUCAAUUUGGUCAGAUAAAUGUGUUAAGAAUGUUCAUUACAUAAUCAGCGAUAAACCAUGGAAAGAAGAUAUUGUUAAGAUGAGGGCAAUGAAUGUGGAUGAAAGGGGAUAUGCUUGGAUUUUAAACAAUUGGUGGUGGAAGGUUUAUAAUGAUGAAGGCUGGGAGGAUGAUGAUUUUAAAGAUAUUGUAGCAUGA